UUGAAUUUAUAUUGUUGCAAUAUUUUUAUAUAUAUCCCUUACAACUGUCAGGCAAGUACAGGUAUGCAUUAACAAAGAAUGCACACUUGUAGGUUUCUCUCUGCCAAAUGGCUGCAGAUGAUAUACGUAAGGUGGUAACUUUGGUCUUUUUUCAGCCAUGGAGUAUGAUGUUGUUUCAGUUGAAAGACUGAAGUACAUGAUGUUAGCACAAAUUUGCAAUAUUUUUUCUGACUACAAGAUACGGCUGUAAUGAUAUAUUUGUUGAAACACGUUGAAUAAAAGGUAUUACUAACAAAUCUUAUGUCUUUCAGCUACUUUUCACUACCAGGCCCUCUGUGAACAAAGCGAAAAAACAUCCCAAAUUUUAUUGCAGAUCUGCUUUUCCACUAAGGAAGCAUCAGAGCAUGAUUGUGGUAUUUGAGUGUCUGAAAGAUUUAAGGGGGAAGGACUAUUUAACUAUCUGAAAAUUAUAUUUUACUUAUUUUUAUUCUUUCUAGUAGUAAUGCCAGACGAAGUACCUAUUCUGUAUGUUCAGUCUGUGGAAUAGGGAUAAAAGCUGGCACAUGCUAUUGGACUAGAAGACCUUUAUUCUGUUGUAGAGUAGAACAGCUCUCUUUGCAGUGUUCCAGACUAAAUACCUGGGAGAAGACGGUAGCUUGAGAAGGAGAAGUUCUGAUUCAUUUAUUUUAGGCCAUGCUUUGUUUCUCUUGAUAGUUAAAAAACAAUUGCUGUUUCUAUUACUCCAGACAUAACCUUGAAGACUUAACAUCUGUGUCCAAUUAAAAAGCAGUGUUUUCCUACAAAAAGGUGAUCCAAGUUGUGCUGAUUGGCCAUGUAUAAUGCUACAUAUAUAUCUGACGAUAAUUCUGAUGAUGAAAUCCCUACCCAGCAAGCUAUUCAGGAAAGCUUACAAGAUAUGCAUAAAAAUGAAACAAGUGCCAAUGCAACAGAGGGUGAAAGUUUCCAGUUUGUUGCCAGUAAAGAACAUGGAAUGAUAAUUGCAGCAAUUCGGACAGUUAAUAUCACAGGCCAAGAAGAGGUUUUGAAGAAGCUGGUGAGGCACAGUUCUGCUUUUGAGGAACCAGAUCAGCAAGGCUGGCUUCCCGUGCAUGAAGCUGCAUCACAGCUAAAUAUGAACAUCCUUGAAAUAACGUUCAAAGCCUCCCGUGCCAUUACGUGGGAACAGACCACACUAAAAGGGGAAACACCUCUCUUGGUGGCAGUAAGAAAUUGCUUUGCAGACAAUGUCUGCUUUCUCCGGUUCAAUGGCUGCAAUCCCAAUGUGAAGGGAGAUUCUCCUUUAGUUGUAGGUGCUGAUGUUCUUUCACAGGCAAUGGACUGUUCUUCUGUAUUAUUUGAAGCAGCAGGAGGAGGAAAUCCAGAUUCCCUGAGUCUUUUACUAGAAUAUGGGGUUGAUGCCUAUGUACCAAAGCACUCACGUCAUUUGCCAAUCCAAAGAGCUGCAUACAGAGGACACUUUCUUGCCUUAAAGAAUUUAGUUCCAGUUACUAACUUUGAUGCCAUUAAAGAAAGUGGAAUAAGUCCGAUUCAAUCAGCAGCAGCAGGAGCAUAUCCUCAGUGCCUUGAGUUUCUUCUCAAAUCUGGGUUUGAUGCCAAUUUUAUGUUAGAUCAAAGAAUUCGCAAAGGCUACGAUGACUGCCGGAAAUCAGCGUUAUACUUUGCUGUUUCAAAUGUGGAUAUCUGUUCAACACAGCUGCUGCUGAAUGCUGGAGCCUUGCCAAACCAAGAUCCCAUCAGCUGUCUGCAAAUCGCCUUGAGAAUAGGCAACUAUGAGUUAAUGAAUCUACUGCUCCAACAUGGGGCUAAUGUCAAUUACUUCUGCAGAGUGAAUACAACACAUUUUCCAUCAGCUCUACAGUAUGCUCUGAAAGACGAAGUCAUGUUGAGAAUGCUGAUGAACUACGGCUAUGAUGUGCACCUCUGCUUUGAUUGCCCUCGAGGAAAUGCUUCCCAUUUGCAGUACGUGCCUGAUGGAUGGACUUCUACUGCUAUCAAAGAUACAAUGUUCUGUGAAGUGAUAACCUUGUCAUGGCUGAAGCAUCUUUCUGUGAAAGUGGUGGGAGUAAUGUUAGAUUAUGUCAAUCACAUUAACAUCUGCUGGAAGCUAGAAGCAGUUCUCAAAGAACAGGAACUCUGGGCAGACAUCAAUUCAAUUUUAAGUAAGUAUCCGAUAUUUAGAUGUAAAUGA
This is a messenger RNA of Cygnus atratus (black swan), 2209 nucleotides long. RefSeq names its product dynein axonemal heavy chain 12-like. Gene Ontology annotation, molecular function: protein binding. The record is from RefSeq and is a predicted model, not a curated record. NCBI's taxonomy places the organism in Eukaryota, Metazoa, Chordata, Aves, Anseriformes, Anatidae.